This is a messenger RNA of Nestor notabilis (Kea), 1575 nucleotides long. Its product is annotated as low affinity cationic amino acid transporter 2-like. The transcript has 11 exons. Gene Ontology annotation, molecular function: amino acid transmembrane transporter activity. Bases 1 to 1575 code for a protein of 524 amino acids. The record is from RefSeq and is a predicted model, not a curated record. NCBI's taxonomy places the organism in Eukaryota, Metazoa, Chordata, Aves, Psittaciformes, Psittacidae. Gene Ontology annotation, biological process: transmembrane transport; amino acid transport. Gene Ontology annotation, cellular component: plasma membrane.
AUGCUUUCCCGCAGGAAGCGGGUCCCGGCUGGCUCGGAGCGCUCCAGCCUUUGCCGCUGCCUCUCCACCAUGGACCUUGUCGCCUUGGGAGUGGGCAGCACGCUGGGGGCUGGUGUCUACGUCCUGGCAGGGGAAGUGGCUAAAACCAGCUCUGGUCCCAGCAUCAUCCUUUCUUUCCUGAUCGCAGCCGUGGUGUCCUCUCUGGCAGGGCUGUGCUAUGCUGAAUUUGGGGCCCGCGUGCCCCUGGCUGGGUCUGCCUAUCUCUACAGCUACGUGACGGUGGGUGAGCUGUGGGCAUUCAUUGCUGGGUGGAACCUGCUGCUGUCCUAUGUCAUUGGUACCGCGAGUGUCGCCCGGGCCUGGAGUGCUACCUUUGACCAGCUCCUUGGCAAGAAGAUGGGGAGGUUUUUGGGUGCUCAUGCAGCCAUGAGCUCUGUGGGGCUGGCAGAGCACCCAGAUGCCUUUGCUGCUGGCCUGGUGGUCCUGCUGGCAGGGCUUCUUUCCUUUGGAGUGAAGGAGUCCACUGCAGUGAACAAAGUUUUCACAGCUCUCAAUGUGCUUGUCCUGCUCUUUGUCACACUGAGUGGCUUCAUCAAAGGUGACCUGCGCAAUUGGAAGCUCAGGGAGGACGACCUGCCACGGGCAGCCGGGAACCAGUCUGCAGCUGACAACAUGACCAGUGCUUUUGGGGUGGGAGGCUUCAUGCCCUAUGGUUUCAGUGGGACCCUGGCUGGAGCCUCUACCUGUUUCUAUGCCUUUGUUGGAUUUGACUGCAUCGCUACCACAGGGGAAGAAGUGAGGGACCCACAGAGAUCCAUCCCCAUGGGCAUCAUCCUCUCCCUCCUCAUCUGCUUCCUGGCAUACUUUGGGGUGUCUGCUGCCCUCACCCUGAUGAUGCCCUACUACCUCCUGGACACCAUGAGCCCGCUCCCAGUGGCUUUUGAGUACAUUGGCUGGAGCAGUGCAAAGCACGCUGUGGCUGUGGGGUCACUGUGUGCCCUGACAACCAGCCUCCUGGGCUCCAUGUUCCCCAUGCCAUGGAUCCUGUAUGCAAUGGCUCGAGAUGGGCUCCUCUUCAAACCUCUGGCCAAAGUGAGUCGCCGCCAGUGCCCGGUGGUGGCAACGCUGGUGUCUGGAGGAGUGGCAGCUCUCCUGGCCCUCCUCUUUGACCUGAAAGCCCUGGUUGACAUGAUGUCCAUUGGCACACUACUGGCCUACUCACUGGUGGCUGGCUGUGUGCUGCUACUCAGCUGGGUGAGCACCGCGGGGCUGCCGUGCCUCCGUGCCGGGGGUGCCUGGUGCAUCACUGCCCUGGCUCUGCCCCUCCUGGGGAUCCUGGCGGCAGCUCUGCUCAUCUGGAGGCAGCCUCAGCGCCAGGAGAGAGCAUCCUUCAUGGUUCCCUGCCUGCCCUUCCUGCCGCUCCUCAGCAUCACCAUCAACAGCAUCCUGAUGGCCCGGCUCAGUGCGGGUGCCUGGCUGCGGUACCUGAUCUGGAUGGCCGUUGGUUUCCUUAUUUACUUUGGCUAUGGGAUCUGCUGCUCACAGCAGAGCAGAAGGCUUCUCAUGCUGCGCUGA